GCUACCUCCAAGAACACUAUUGUGCGAGGGAUUCAUUGAUCCUGACACCCUCAUGAAGCCAGACCUUUAGGCUUGCUUGCAUCCAGCAGAAGUGUUUCCUUCUGGCCCUUUGAACGAACCCCCCUCCCCUGCUGGAGAGACCGAGCACUCUUGGACAUCACGGAGGGAAAAAGGAAAAGAUGGCGGCCGCAGUAGAGGAACACACGCCGCUCCAGUCGUAUGUCGGCUUCGACUCGAUCACUAAGCAGAUCGAGUCCAAGCUGCUCAAGAGGGGCUUCCAGUUCAACGUCAUGGUCGUUGGCCAGACCGGGCUCGGCAAGUCGACGUUGAUCAACACACUCUUUGCCAGCCACCUGAUCGACUCUAAGGGUCGUCUCGAGGCGUACGAGAGCCCUCGCAGCACCACUGAGAUCCAUCCCAUCAGCCAUUUGAUCGUCGAGAAUGGCGUCAAGCUCCGCUUAAACAUUGUCGACACACCAGGCUAUGGCGACCAGGUUAACAACGAGAACUGCUGGGACCCGAUCAUCAAAUACAUCAAGGACCAGCACAGCGCCUACCUCCGAAAGGAGCUCACUGCUAUGCGUGAGAGGUACAUUACCGAUACCCGCAUCCACUGCUGCCUCUUCUUUAUCAACCCAACUGGCCACGGGCUUCGACCGAUCGACACGUUGGUCAUGAAGAAGCUCUCCGACGUCGUCAAUGUCGUGCCCAUCAUUGCUAAGUCGGACAGUUUGACAUUGGAGGAGCGGGAUCUCUUCAAGGAGCGGAUCCGUGCCGAGAUGCAGUACAACAAUAUUCGCCUCUACCCCUUUGACAGCGAGGAACACGAGGAGGAGGAGCGCGAGCUGAACGACCGCAUCCGCUCGCUCAUCCCGCUGGCUGUCAUUGGCUCGGAGCGCAGUGUCGUCAUCGAUGGUAAGGCCGUGCGCGGGCGCAAGAGCCGCUACGGCAUCGUCAAUGUCGAGAACGAGAGCCACUGCGAGUUUGUCUACCUUCGCAAUUUCCUCACGAGGACCCACCUGCAAGACCUCAUCGAGACAACCGCGCAGAUCCACUACGAAGCGUUCCGGUCCAAGCAGCUGCUCGCGCUCAAAGAGUCGAGCACAAAGCAGCAACAGCAGGCGCAAGGCCACGCUUGAGCUCCGAUCCCUGAUCAACUCGGCGCCCGUGCGCAUCGAUUAGCUUGUUUCCAUUCGCUUGGGCGCGAAUGCGCCCAACUCAAAGCGUAGCUAUGCGCGAUUGCAUGGAAGUAUGUGUGUAAGGAGUUGGAAUGAAUUGCGAUUCCGGAUAUACAAUAA
Molecule: messenger RNA, 1298 nt
Organism: Tilletiaria anomala UBC 951
Lineage: Eukaryota; Fungi; Basidiomycota; Exobasidiomycetes; Georgefischeriales; Tilletiariaceae
Product: putative CDC10-septin
Exons: 6
Coding region: 180-1139 (319 amino acids)
Biological process (GO): cytoskeleton-dependent cytokinesis
Cellular component (GO): septin complex; cell division site; microtubule cytoskeleton
Molecular function (GO): GTPase activity; molecular adaptor activity; GTP binding
Source: RefSeq, a predicted model, not a curated record